Mytilus californianus (California mussel) is the source of this 2227-nucleotide messenger RNA. RefSeq names its product RNA polymerase I-specific transcription initiation factor RRN3-like. Gene Ontology annotation, biological process: transcription initiation at RNA polymerase I promoter. Lineage: Eukaryota; Metazoa; Mollusca; Bivalvia; Mytilida; Mytilidae. The transcript has 16 exons. Bases 123 to 1916 code for a protein of 597 amino acids. Gene Ontology annotation, cellular component: nucleus. Gene Ontology annotation, molecular function: RNA polymerase I general transcription initiation factor activity; RNA polymerase I core binding. The record is from RefSeq and is a predicted model, not a curated record.
CUCGUCUCCAAUGCAGAAGAUCAUAGUUGUUUCAACAGCACGAUCAUAAAAAGUGUGUUUGGGUCUCACAACUAUAGUUAUUCAUGUGAGAUAAUUCAUCAGUUAUUGAGUAAUUGUAAAAUAUGGCCAUGGCAACAAGCAGUAAAUCUUCAAAAAUGGACUUUGAAUCUAUACUUGAGAAACAAAAACAGGGUUACUAUAAAGAUUAUGAUUGGUUGACAAGCAGGUUAAGUGACCCUGAUAUAGAGACAUCAGAGCUUCAGACUUACAUUAGGAGCAUUAGAAAAUGUGUGACCCAUCUUGACAGAGAUUAUGAAAUAUUAGUAGGAAUUAUGUUGAAACUGAAUUGGGCAACUAGAGAAUCAUGCCUCAUAAAAGAAUAUCAAGCUUUUUUACUGAAUUUAGUAUCAGCUCACACAUACUACCUUAGAGCUGGAGUUAGGAUGCUUGUCAAACAUUUUAUGUCACAUCUUACACUAGUUACUAACACAGGAGAUGGUGGUGAUAAAAAAGUCAUGGUAACAGUUGAUGAUUCACUGAGACAGAAACAUGAUUUAAUGUUUGUAAAUGUUCAUCUGGUUCUUAAAGCCAUUACACAGAUAGUACCUAUGACUCCAAAAGUAUUGAUACCAUUACUGGGUGAGAUGUUUCCAUUCUUCAAUAAGGAUGUUUAUAUACAGGAAUGUUAUGUCAAAAAUCUCUUACAGAUUACACAUUAUUUACCAAAUAUGAGGCAAAAAAUUCUGGAAAUUGUCAUUGAAAGAUUACUUAAAUUUGAUGUCAGAUCUCCUAGAGAAGAAAUAGAAGAAUUACAGAGAGAGGAGGAUGAAGACAUGGAAGAUAUCAUAUUUGAAAUGGAUGACGUCUCAGUACAGAAAGAAAUAGUAUCAUCAGUAGACAUGCUGUCAAUAGUAGAAACAGUACCAAUGACUCACAAAGAGGGACAUAAACUAGACAUUCUAAUGGAGGUCACAUUCAGAUACAUACAGAAUUCGUGUUACUCUGAAGGAGAGUUGAAUUGGGAAGCUACCAAGUUAUUAUACAGAGAAUUGUUACUGAUUUUUGAGACAUCAAUUUUACCUACCCAUGCCUCCUGUCAUGUGCAGUUUAUUAUGUUUUAUAUUUGUAGUUUAAAGCAGCCUAUUUGUGAUGGAUUUUUAGAUUAUUUAUGGAAGAAAGUGCAGAAUCCUAUUGCCCAACCUGUAUAUAGACAAAUAUCUGUAUGUUAUAUAGGAAGUCUUCUUUCUAGAGGAAUAUUUGUUCCAAUAAGUACAGUAAAAACCUGUUUAGAAUUGAUGAGUACUUGGAUACACAAGUAUUUAGACCAGACAGGAGAUGAGUCCCUGUUUGCAGAUGUGACUCAUCAUGGGCCAUUUUAUGCUGUUGUUCAGGCCAUACUUUAUGUAUUUGUAUUUAGGAAUAAAGAUAUAUUUGAAUCUCGUAAAGGUUUGAAAUGGGCAGAAAAAUUAAACUUUCAGAGAAUAGUUACCUGUCGACUUAACCCAUUAAAGUUUUGCUUACCUGUGAUAGUACAGACCUUUGCUUCAGUUGCAAGGAGUCACCAGCUAGCUUUCUGUGAUACUAUAAUAGAAAGAAAUAACAGACAAGUACUACCUGUUGCCUGUACCAAUGGGAACUUAGAUUUUGCAGGAAAAAUCUUGGAUUCUUUCUUCCCUUUUGAUCCUUAUAUAUUAAGCAGGUCAAGGAAAUAUAUAUUACCAUUAUACAGAGAGUAUCAAGGUUCUAUAGAGGAAGGAGAUGAAGAAGAAGAAAAUGAAGAAGAUGAUUUCAUUACUGAAGAUAUUAUAUCACCUUCAAAUGGAAAGUUUACAAUAGGAAGUUUGAGUAAAACACCAUCAGAUUUUAUGGAAUAUGGAGUUUCACCAGGUUUUAAACAUGUUCAAGACAUGACUUGAUAUGAGAUUGUGAUGUGAGACUCAUCUCUCUCGUAAAUAAUGCAUAUCUGGUUAUAAUGUCAAAAUUAGUAUUGACCUUCUGCAGAUAGAAAUAUAGAUUGGUCUGUGAUUAAGAUCUACAAAGAACUGUAUCACUGUUUUGUGUGAAAUAUAUACAUAGCAUUUAGUUGUGCAUUUGCUGAGAACUUCAAUGAGAGCUGAUUUUUCUGAAAUACCCAGCAAAACUGAAUUUGACCAUUUUUAAGAUAAUCUUUGUGAUUUAUUUGUUGAAUUAGAUUUAAAUAUUGUUAAUAUAUUGGGAUAUUUAUUUA